Molecule: messenger RNA, 3104 nt
Organism: Armigeres subalbatus
Lineage: Eukaryota; Metazoa; Arthropoda; Insecta; Diptera; Culicidae
Gene: Scr
Product: homeotic protein Sex combs reduced
Exons: 4
Coding region: 558-1676 (372 amino acids)
Biological process (GO): anterior/posterior pattern specification; positive regulation of transcription by RNA polymerase II
Cellular component (GO): nucleus; nucleoplasm
Molecular function (GO): DNA-binding transcription factor activity, RNA polymerase II-specific; RNA polymerase II cis-regulatory region sequence-specific DNA binding
Source: RefSeq, a predicted model, not a curated record
UAGUGAUAUUUUUCGUCCACAUGCUAUCGAAUCAAAUAGCGAAUUCCGUAAAGUAGUUAGUCAUACUCAAACAUUGGCGCUUAAAACACGUAUAUUUUUUCCGCGAAUCGACUUCGAGAGAACAAGUGAUUUUGGUGAUUUCGGAUUCGAUUAUUUUCAUUGGUACCGUGAUUUGAAACUAAUUCAAUGUGAUAAAUCUUCAAUAUUUCCCAUCAUUGCAAGGAGAAAUACCAAUGGCGAAAUAGUGAAGACAAUCGUACUAAAAUGUGUCAUACUAAGUGAAAUACAAUUGAUACGAGAAGGUCGUAAUUCAGUGCAGUGAAUAAUCGAAUUAAACUGCUACACGCCAGAUUAUGGAGUAUGUAAUACCGACGCAGAAGCUUAUGUGAUGUGAAUGAACCAGGACGAGAGCGUACAUCAGAAUAAACUUCGCUGAAAAUAGAAGGAUACGAAGUGUUGAAUUGUGCAACGGAUAGAGACCACUGGUGGAAUCAAUCUCCGAGAAACGAAUUCAUUAUUUUAGAGUGAAUGGUCUUGAACAUUGACGGUUUUAGAACAUGGAUGCCAAUAAUUUUGUGAUGUCUUCCUAUCAAUUCGUAAACUCACUUGCUUCAUGCUAUCCGAACAAUGCUCCAAAUCCCAACAAUGCUCCAGCAAGCAGCAGUAGUGGCCAAAGCGAUGGAUAUUUUCCACCUUCGGCAUAUACCCCCAAUUUGUACCCUGGCACACCGCACCAAGCCCAUUACUCGAAUCCUCAGUCGUACAACUCACUUGCGACAGGCCCUGGGAACGUAAACGCAGCUAGUACUGCAAGUGCACAUCAAUCGAACGAAAUGGUUGACUACACACAACUGCAGCCGCAAAAGUUUCUAUUGAAUCAGCAACAGCAACAACAGCAGUCAAGCCUGAGUUCUCAGAGUUGUAAAUAUGCCAGUGAUGGCACAAGUGCAGGUACAAACGUAGGUAAUAGUAGCAAUAAUAAUAGUACUACGAGUCCGCAAGAUCUAAGUACAGCGAGCUCCAACAACAGUGCGGGUGGAGGAGGAGGAAGCGGAAAUCGGCCGGACAUUUCACCAAAGUUGUCACCCAGCUCAGUAGUUGAAAACGUGUCACGAACAAUGAAAUCUACCAGCGCUACUACUUCUGUCGGAAGCAGUAACACAAACAACAAUAGUAGUAACAUUAGUAAUCGCAACCCUGUGAACCAAGUGAAUUUACCAUUGGGAAGUCCUGAAGGUGAUGAGUCCGAUGCGAGUGACGACGACAGUGGUACCGAAGGAGGGAGCUCGCAAGGUGGCGGAAGUGGUGGCAAGAAAAGUGGAGGGCCACCUCAAAUCUAUCCAUGGAUGAAACGGGUGCAUAUCGGGCAAAGUACGGUUAAUGCCAAUGGAGAAACUAAACGACAGCGAACAUCCUACACGCGUUAUCAAACUCUGGAGUUGGAGAAAGAAUUUCAUUUCAACCGAUAUUUGACGCGACGAAGAAGGAUUGAAAUUGCUCACGCACUCUGCUUAACCGAACGGCAGAUCAAAAUCUGGUUCCAGAACCGUCGGAUGAAAUGGAAAAAGGAGCACAAGAUGGCAUCGAUGAACAUCGUACCGUACCACAUGUCUCCUUACGGACAUCCAUACCAGUUCGAUAUCCACCCAUCCCAGUUUGCGCACCUUAGUGCAUAGGACGCGUGGCACUUUUCGGGACCUAUCUCCUAUCACAUUGUAAAUAUGGGAUAAAUUCGAAGAAAGCAUCGAUUCAAUCUUCUCUAAUCAGUAUUCGAAAAGCAAGUCCCGCGUCACGCGAGGGUUCUCUAUAGGUACUAACAUGUAUUAGGCUAUUGAUGGAGUUACGUUUACUUUCCCAUGAUUUUUCCACUUGUUUGAAACAACUUGCAUGCAAGCUUUGGUCAACUAGGUAAAACAGAGCAUAGCAAAGACUCGCACACACAAGUUCAGUUAUGGCAAAAUUAUGGAAAAGUUAUGAUCAAUCGUACUUGUAUCGAUUAUAAGGUAUAAUUUUGUUGUUUUUCCUUAAUAGUAUAACAUUUUCAUUAGAUGUUUCACACUAGCAACAAAUCGUAAAUCUAAAAUUGAUAUUUUUAGUUAUGUAUUACUUCAACAAGAUGAUAUUGAUCUGAGAUAAUCUACACUGAUUUUAUCCUGCUCAGUUUUGAGUUAUGUAAUUGAGAUACAUUGAAUGAACUGUAAAUAUAGAGCGCUAAGAACUUUAAUUUAUUAAACUGCUGUAGAGCUAUUGUGAAAUAAUUUUAAGUAGUUAAAUAAUCCACCAACGAAGAUGCAAUAUUGAGAUACUAUAUCUUUGAUCUUAACACGAGGUUGCAGACGAAAUUCUAUUUUACCAUGUUUAUGUUUAUGUUGUUCAUAUAAAUUCUGUUUUUAAAUGGCUCUGAUUAGACUUUACUUUCGUUUAUCUAAGUUCAUUAAAUCAACAUGCAUUGACAAAUUCGGAUUACACAGGGAUUAUGUUAUAACAAUACAAUUCUAUAUCUACGAAAGACGACGAGGCUACUCGUUUCUACUGAAACACAACGUUUUCUUGGAAAUAUAGAUAUUCAGGUGAACGAUAUUUCGAGAUGUAACACGAGUGUAAUUGAAAAGCAUAAUUAGGAUUAUUGAUAUAUUGUUUUAUUCGAUUGCGAUAAGAAUCAAUAGCCACAAGAAAAAAAAUCAUGAAAUUUUAUGCAUUCCGAGAUGAUACUAUUUUACCAACUACAAUGGCCAAUUGAUUAAUAGUACAUCAAUUCAUCAGAUGAGUGGUCGCUGGAAACACAUUUUGUAACGAAACUGUAAAAAAGAAAAUACUAAAGUCACGAUGAGUGCUGUAAGUAACCGUAGUCUAAUCCUUCAGUGACAGUCAAAUCGUUUUAGGUUAAAAUAAAGGUCGUUUACUUAAGACACUGCUGUUUAUGACCGUGAAAUCCCUUUUCAGAUCAUAACACAAUGAGUUAUUGAUAUAUUUCUAGAAUUGGAAGAAUGUCCAUCAUUCUACUCUUUUAUUUUUUUUUAAAUAUCGAAGUUGCAAAACACCUCCAAUUGAUUAGUUUUAAACAAACAAAGUUUCAACAGAAAUAAAUCGAAUCGAAUCAAGUA